This is a messenger RNA of Hydractinia symbiolongicarpus, 2340 nucleotides long. RefSeq names its product von Willebrand factor D and EGF domain-containing protein-like. The transcript has 10 exons. Lineage: Eukaryota; Metazoa; Cnidaria; Hydrozoa; Anthoathecata; Hydractiniidae. Bases 208 to 2160 code for a protein of 650 amino acids. The record is from RefSeq and is a predicted model, not a curated record.
UGAUCAAAACGCGACACCUAAAUUUUGUCAGCGACGUGUGCAACACUUUAAUGUUGACAAUUUAAACAAAAUUAACUGGAGUGAAGAAAAAGGUUUUAUUCUUUUUUUAAAAUAGCAGCCCCGUCUUUUAACCAACAUUGAGAAGAGCGACUCUUACUUUAAGUUGCGUAAACCUUACGGGCGUACGGUUUUAAGGGUUACGGGUUUAUGGGUUUAGGGACCUACUGCAACACACGCGGCCGCACAAAAAAAGAUUCUCAGCAAUAUUAUUUAGAAAUGCUUUUUUUCUUUUUUUUAGAACCUUGCGAUGGAUAUACUGCAGUUGACAACUAUCAAAGAAGUACUGGCUACAAGCGUCCAUCUUCAAGUCAGGCCACAACAUGUGAUCGUAAAUGGCAAGCGACGUGGUAUCGUUUCACUAGUGGAGCUGGUGGGGAAAUGCCGACCUCUUGUCCACCAAAAUACGCUUGUGGCUCCAAGGGUUCAGUCUGGUUGAAUGGAACAAACCCAACAACAGUAGGAGAAACAAAAAAAAUGAAAGCAUGUUUGCGAGCAGGUACAAUUUGCUGCUCCAGAAUUUGGGAAGUGAGAGUGAAAAAAUGUUCAAAGAAUGGAAAAGAAUAUUUUGUUUAUUAUCUUCCACCAACUCCAGGAUGUCCAAUGCGAUAUUGCGCCGGAAAAGAGACUAAAUGUGCAGCUGAUGAAUCAUCACCAACUGGAUUUACUCCAGGCUGCUCAAGUAAAUAUCCUAAACUAAAAAGUGACCCUGUCAUCUCAGUGGGAGUUAAAAAUAAACGAAUGCAGUUUAAAUGUAAAUUUGAUCCAAAGGAGCGAGGAGAACACAUUCGCCAUGUCGUAACAUGGUACCAAGGUCCACCUGAGAAAAGAAUCAACAAAGAAGAUACUCUUCAUGGGAAUCAAGAUGAAGCAUAUUUGCAGAACAACAACGAGUAUGGAGAGAAAGCAUUGUUUUGUCUUGGUCAGAAUAUUUAUUGUAAAGUUCAAUCUCAUUACGUAGCAACACCAAAACUAAAAAGUAUUCCACGAAAAAGUAAUGAAUUUUUUGCAGGAUUUAAGGUUACACCAAAUGUGAUCGAUCUUUCUGAAAAAGACAAACCAAGAAAACUCACUGCAACGUCAACACUACCUAUUGUAUGCCAAGAUGGUACCGACACCUGUGAAGUCCGGGUGGAACUUGGUCAGACAAACACAGAUAGUUUUAUUGAUUAUUGCACAAUGAAAUUUAAACCUGGUCCUGCUGGUCAGACUCAUGUAGCGGAAGUUGUCGCAAAACGUGAUUUCGUAGAUGAUGGAGAUCAAACGAUGCAUUUAAAAAUUUAUAUUCCUGACCACGUUGAUCCUGUUGAUUGGAAUUGUUAUAAGAGUAUCACGGAUGUCUUGAUAAAGACAAAAGACGUCAAAACAAAACGCUGCACAUCAACUGGUGACCCACACAUUCGCACUUUUGAUGGAUUGUAUUAUGAUCACUAUUUGGUUGGCGAUUACGUUAUGGUCGAAAGUGGAGCACGGUUGUUUAAGGUUCAUGUCAGGACUUUCCGUUGUAACACAGUUUCAUGCAACUGUGGAAUAGCUGUAAGAGAAGGUGAUGACGUCAUCGUUGUUGACAUGUGUAGAGAUAAUACUCCACGUGCACGAUUUGCCAGCACAGUUGAGCCACAGAAAGGGACCACCAUUGAGAGAAAUAACAACGGGAAAAGUUUUGUGCUCAACUUUCCCUCCGGUGCGUAUGUGAGAUUUGAUGCACAACAUUGGUUUCGUAACUGGUAUUUUGCAAACAUUGUAGUUCAACUACCUUCUGAUGAUUACAAUAACACAACUGGAUUAUGUGGAACGUUUGAUAGCAAAUCAGGAAACGACAUGACUGCAAAAAACGGCGUAAUUGUACCAAAGGGAAGAGGAAGAACUGCUCCAAAAGCAUUCACAGAAAGUUGGAAAUUGACAGUUGGUGAAAGUUUGUUCUACUAUAAAGGAGGACCUCGUAAGUGUCUAGCUACACGUGCGAAAAGUUAUUGCACAUGUCAGGAAACCUGUUGCGGAAAGAGAAGUGUCAAUUGUAAUUUUGAUGGAUAUUCACAACGACCGAGAUAUAUACAAGGUUCUAGAGGCUGGAAAAGUCUGGUCUUUCCAGGUAGACAAUAAUAUCAUAUUGUAUUGUGGUUGCUUUUUAACUUUUACCUCAAUUUUAAUAAAUGUAAAGGCAGAUAUUACUUGUAUAUUUUCUGUUCUAUAUAAAAUUGUGAGACGAAUUCAGUACGUGCAGCAUUGAAUUCUUUUUUUUCUACAUAACUAGUCAAUUUUGUUCCAGGUAUCAAAUACCUU